Molecule: messenger RNA, 6898 nt
Organism: Metopolophium dirhodum (rose-grain aphid)
Lineage: Eukaryota; Metazoa; Arthropoda; Insecta; Hemiptera; Aphididae
Exons: 14
Coding region: 689-5914 (1741 amino acids)
Source: RefSeq, a predicted model, not a curated record
UUUCAACGUGCAACAACUGGACUUCUUAUGAUAAGCCAUAAUAAGUGCGUUCUUUAUUUCAAUUUGUGUAUAUUUGAAGUAUUACUUCGUGUCACCCAAAACUCCUACAACAUUAUCCAUAAACAACUGCGAAACAGGUCCGUGGACUGUGAUGAUGAGUGAUGACCACGCAUUAUAAUAUGAAAAAUACUCAUGACUGCCAGUAAUAUUCUUCCGCGGUCGCGAUAACACUGUGGACAAUACUACAAUAUAGUACAAUAGGUAUCAUGAAAAAUACCGUAUAUUUUGAUUUUUCUAAUUAAUUAACUAAAUUCAGUUCUGAUUAUUUUGUGUCGUUACGCCUGACCACCUGGGUAUUUACCAUUGUUAUGACUGGUAUAGUAUUACAUAUUUAUAUUUUCCAUGACUUUUGAGACUACUAUUUUUAAACCUCUCCAUUCAAUCAAAUAUUACUUUAUUUCAUUUCAACGCUGUACACAAAUCGCGAUUUCCGAUACGAUUUCACCAAAUUCAGUUUUCGAUUUCCGCCUUUCGGGCUUUCUGAUGCGUUUACAUAAUAAUGCCCGUUUACUGCGAGAUGUUGUUGAAAUGUGCACGUGAAUAAUUACUGUUACUGAACGUGACCCGUACCUGGCACCUGCACAAGAAGACAGGUCCGAGUCAGAAAAUAGAACAACUGGAAUAAAUUAUGGAGAAAUCAUUAGUUCCUCAUAAGUUUACUAAUAAUGACCUUUAUAUUACUCACGCCGAAUUUCAAGGAUGUUUCAUAAAAAUUUGGGCAAACUUUUACUCUCAAAAAAGAACAAAUUUAGAAAAAAACGUACAAAAUUAUGACAAUUACUCAAAGGACUGUAAUACAUUGGACUUAUUUGGAAACAAGUUAUAUGUAUAUACUUGGAAAAAUGACAAUGAAUCAAGAGUAUAUAGAUGUCGAAUUAUAUAUUCAGAUUUAGUAGCCAAAACUCACACUAUAAUCCUCAUUGAUUAUGGCCGGACUAUGGUGGCUUCAUACUGUGAUGUAAGAGAAAUAAUUCAGGAUUUAGAUACAUCUUUUUUAAUUGAUUUAUGUCAAAGAGCUACAGUAUACACAUUUUUGCUGAGUACAUAUAUAAGUAAACCAAAAUCAAACAAUGACUUAGUUAAUAUUUUGUGUAAUAAAUAUUACAAAUAUCGAAGAGACUUUGAAGUUGGCGGAAUCACAUUCAUAUCAUUAUUUGAUGUUGAUAAAAUGUUAGUUGACAAAGGCAUAGCAGAUCACAUCAAUUUGGCUACAAUGAUCACCGUUGCUAAAAGUAUGGAAUCAACAAUUGAGUUAAACAAUAAAACCGAUAUGAUGAACAGUUGCUCAAUUAAUAGCAACGCUUCAAGCUUUGGUUCGUUCCUACAAUCUCAACGUUUAGAUUACGUUACUUUAAUAGACAUAAGUGUCACAAGAGUUGUUAUAGAUAACAUUUCAAUUCUACUAACAGUCCGGACUCUUGACAAUGAAUCUGAAGCAUUAACCAAUAUGUUAAAUUCAAUUGACAGACAAAAUUUAAAACUGGCACCUGUUCUUGAAGUGUAUACUCCUUGUUUGAUUGUUUUACGUAACAAACUGGUUAGAGCUAUAAUUUUGGAAGUAAAAAUAGAUCAAUUGUACAUUGAUCUAGUAGAUUAUGGAAUCAAAGAGUUGGUACCUAGGACUGCAGUUUUUGAAAUACCUCCCAAUUGCUAUUUAAUUGAAAUGCGAUCUUUGAAUGUAAUACUAGACAAGCCAAAAGAUACUAUUGUAGAUGAAAACAUGUUUAUUCAUAAAUAUUUUCAAAUGCUACCAAUAAAAAUGGAUCCUAAUUUUGGUUUAUACAAAGUUAAAUUAUUCAAAAAAAUUAUUGAAGGCCAUAUUGAUGUAUGUAAAGUAUCAAAUGGUACAAAUGAUUCAAUAUGUAUGAAGUCGCAAGAAAUGUUUUCAAUAACAGAGAUAAAUGAUGAGAUAAAAAGCAUUGAAAAUAAUGCAGAAAAUUGUGAAACACCAAUAAACUGUCUUAGUGAUAUUCAAAUAGAAAAAAGCAUAAAUUUAGAAAUGAAAGAAAUCACAAAUUCAGAAAUAAAAGAAAUCACAAAUUCAGAAAUAAAAGAAAUCGCAGAUCAGGAAUUAGUGGAAAAAGAACCAGAAGUUAUAAAACAAAUAUUCCCGAUAAUGUCUUUAAAGAAAGAAACUUUAAAUGACGCACAAGAAAUUAUUGGUUCAUUGAUUUAUUACAAAUCACCAUUUAACUUUAGUGUGAGACAAUACAAUCCAAAUUUUGAACCUCUUAUGGACCAUAUUAAAUCUAUUUUGGACUCUCGUUAUAUUUUGAAAAAAUGUGAACUUGUGGAAAAUAUGUAUGUUAUUUAUCAGAUUCAAUCAAAUUCUAUAUAUCGUGCUAAAAUAAUUGAAAUGGAUUCUAAAAUUGAAAAGAUUAAAUUGCAAUUGAUUGAUGAAGGAGAUAAAAUAGUCAAUGAAUAUGUUGACAAAAUCAUAUUGUACAAUUUUGUUGAAAAUGAUUGUAAUGUACCUGGACAAUUAGUAAUAGAUUGCUCAUUAAGUGACAUGUGGUUCCCUGUUAUAAAUAUUGAUAUUACAUCAAUGUUACAACCACACUUUAAAAUAAGUCAACUAUAUAAAGUACUGUUACUAAAAACUAAUGAGUCUGGUACUCAAGUAGUGCAGAUGAUUCAUAAGGAUACCAAUGUUGAUGUUUCGAAUGCUAUACUUCAGUCUGGAAUUGGGCAACGUUUAAAUGCUGCUAUGAAAACCGAUGAAAAUCCAUACGAAGAAAACCUAUUAAUAGGUCAAAGUUUUGUCGCUUAUGUUUAUAACUACCAUUUAAAACUCAGAAUUCAACCAGAACCAAAUACUGUCGAUGAACUGGAAGAAGAAAUUGUAAAACACAUUAAUGAAAAUCCGGGUUCUGAAUCAAUGGAUAUAAAUUAUUUAGAAAAUACAUAUUGUUUGGCAACUGUCGAUAACGAUCAAUGGUAUAGAGCUUAUAUUAAAAACAUAAAUGAAGAGUCCAUCAUAGUAAACAUGUUCGAUAUUGGUUUAUUGACUGAUGUUUUAUUAAAUCAGAUUCGACCAAUUACAACUAAUUUAAUGAGAAGACCUCAGCUCUGUUUGAAUUGUCAUUUGGAAAGUAAAGACUUAGAUAUUAAAAUUGCAGAAAAAAUAUUGUAUAACAUAACAGUAAAAUCCAUUGAUCCUAACGGAGUGUUAUGUAUAAAUAUAAAAGAACAUGAUUCUGCUCCACUUUCCUCUCCAAUUGUUCGGGGCAUUGAAAAAAUAUCAUUUUUACAUGUUGAUGGUGAUUUGACUUACUUGCAGAGAUCUCAAGAUAUAUCGAAGGUUGAAAAAAUAUCUGAAAAUCUAUCAAAACUUUCUGGUAAAUUAGGAAGUAACACUUCCAUAGCACCGGGAGACAUAAACAUGUUUGAAAGCCAUGGUAAAUAUUAUAGAUGUGUAGUUAAAUCAAUUAAUUCUAAAUUAGCAGUUGUACAUUGCAUUGACUUUGGUUAUGAAAAGCUAAUAGAAAAGAAAAAGCUACAAUGUUUGGGGCAUAUUAAAAUAGCACUGUUACCAGCACUUGUCAUCACUGUUAAAACAUUUCCAAUGGCAUUUAAUAUGUCUAGAACAAUGUUCCUAGCCAAUAUGCAUGUAGACAACGACGGAACGCUUAAUGCUUUACCAAACAAAAUAACAAUAGUACAGUCGCAAAACAAAUUAAUGGAAACCCUUGAAAAUGGUUGUUUAGUGAGAGUUACAUGUAUUAACUCUGACAGUGACUGUUGGAUUGUUCCUCAUUUACUUAAUGAUAAGCUAAAGAUUAUUUCGGAUGUUCUUGUAAAAAUGCAAUCAAAAAUGAUACCAGCUGUAACUGAAAUUGGUUCUUUGUGUGCUGCAUUACAUUCAAUAACAAAAAAAUGGCACAGAGCUUUGAUAUUGGAUAUCAAUGGAAGUGCUAAAAAUGUUUUGUCAAUAGAUUCAGGAGAACAUUUCAAAGCAUUAAAAACCACUAAAUUGGUUAGUGAAAUUCAGAAAAUACCAAAUUGUGCCUUGCGCUGUCAAGUGGUAUCAAAUGUUGACAUUAAUACACUUUUAAACAAAGAUGUUGAAUGUAAACUGAUAUCUUAUACUAAGUCGCUACUUGAGGUGAAAUUAUUUGAAAAUUACAUAAAUAACAAAUCAGAAAUUACUUCUAGUGUGUCAACUAUGGAGUGGUGUAUUACCAUCCAUAGGUUUGAAUCAUAUGACGAGUUCUAUGUAAAUAAAAUCAAAGAUGAAUGUGGUUCAAAUAAUGAAAAUGUGGACAUGCAAUUAAAUUAUAUUGCUAACAACUUAGAAGAUUUUCUACAGCCACCACCUAUCGGUACACUAGUGGCAGCAUUGACUGAUAAAAAGGAUGGUUUAUGGUAUAAGGCUGAAGUGUUGACGCCCAUUAAAACCAAUCUAGUUGUUCGCAUCUUUAGUGAUGGUAAUGUUUGUAAAGCAAUACAAAUAAAAGUUCUCCCAAGCAUCUUUUGUGAUGAAAAAUUGUAUUUUCGCUGUUGCUUGGAUCAAGAAAUUGUGGAUGCUAACAUUAAUGAUCCCUUAAAUUAUGAUGUUAUAUCAGAAAUGAUGAUGAAAUAUAAAUGGAUAAUGACAACAACAAGUAUCACUGAACCAUACAAAGUGUCAUUGAUAAGUUAUCUUGACGGUGUACAUUGUUUAGAUCUGUUGGAUACAAUUUUAACUAUAAAUCACCAUGACAUUUCUAAUAGCAGUAAAAUGUCAGAAAAUAGCCCCAUUUUGAGGAAUAAUGUACUUGACGAUCAUGCAAAAUCAAAUUCGGAAAAUCAGUUAAAUAAUAUUCCAGAGAAAAAAAAUAAUGAAAAUAAUAUAAUUAUACCUGAAGUAGAAAUUGUGGUUAUCAAGUAUAUUGAAACAUUCCAAUAUUUUUAUGUGCACUCUGAGAGUUUGGCAAUGUUGUAUAUGCCACGGAUCUCCGAAGACUUGGAUAUGAGCAUAAUUGAAUUACCUCUAAAUGAUUGUAUGGUUGGUUGCAUUGUUGUUACACACAGUAUUCAUUUUAACUGUUGGUGUAGAGCCAAAAUAGAAAUAAUCACUGAUGGUAUCAGUGCUAAAUGUUAUCUAUUAGAUUUUGGUGAGUAUGAAGAAUGUACUGAAUUCUAUAAGCCUACAGAAUUCCUUUGCAUGUGCCCUCCACUGGUAAGACGCUGUUCGUUGUAUGCUCCAAAGUUGGCUGGCAAAGAAAAUGAAAUUUGGUUUCCCAAUGUUAAUGAAAUGUUUAAAGACAUUACCACAAUUGAUGGUAUUAAGUUUAAUAUGAUUGUAAAAACCCAGGGAGAUCCUUGUGUGGUCUCUUUGGAGCUAGACAAUUCUGACGUUGGUGAAAUGAUGGAUCCUUUAUAUGUUAAUUUGACACAUAUUAAGUCUUUUAGUGAUUUCAAAAUCAAAGCAAUAUCCAAAGAUCAGGAAUGCAUGACCCAAAUGUUGGAAAACUAUAUUAAUACAAAAAAUAUGGUGAAGGUACAUAACCCUAAAGUUGAUGAGUUGUAUCUUACCAAAAUCAAAUCAAAAUAUGUACGUGUGAAGCUUGAAUCAUUUAGCGGUUCUAAGUAUUUAAUCGUUGACAUAGAUGAUACGUUGGAUUUUAUAACUGUAAUGAAUUUAUAUGAACUACCAGAAAAUAUACGCCAAAUUCCUAUGUUAUGCAUGUCCUGUUCCUUGAUUCUUGAUGAUAAAAAAGAAAAGUAUAGUUUGAGUAGUUUCCAAAAGUUGGCAAACCCCAAAGUUACAUUCAUUAUGUGCAUCAUUACAGAGAAUGAUGGUACAACUCCAAAUCAAGUUAGACUUUAUCUUGACAACAAAGACGUUCUUGAUUUUAUAAAAUUACACUAAAUGUGUUCAUAAGUUACAUUUAUUUAAUAAAAUUUUAAAGUACAAAGUUUUUUAGUUACUAAUUUUUUUACUACAAAAUAUAAGAAAGUUAUUGUUAUUAUAUUAUAAAAUUAAAUUCAACUAUUUUAUAUUUUUUCAUGUUCUAUGAUUUGAUUGUUAUAUUUAAAUUAAUUUAUAAAAGGUAUUUAUAAAAUUUGUUUGCUUUUUUACUACUUAUGACCUUAGCUUAUGAAAAGGAAGCGGAUUUCAAUGCAAAUUUCAUUUUUUUCUGAAUGUUGUAAACAAUACUUUCGAAGCACACAUAUAUCAAAGAAUUAAAAAAUGAAAAUUAUUUUUAGAAUAUUUUUUAUUAUUUUUUACAUAAUUAAUAGUUUUAUCAGAAAAUUUGAUAAAUUUAUUUUGAUUCCUGCCUAAAGGAAAAAAUUCAUAUUUCUAUUUUUUAAAUGUAUUAAUUGGUCGGUUUACGCACUUGGCGGUUAAUCGCGAGUGUCGCUAUCUUCAGAAGACAGAAACGCGGCGAUUAACUGCAUGAAAUAAAGUUUUUAAGGCAAUUUCUUGUUUUUUAAAGAAAUUAAAUCCGCUCUCUACUUAUGAAUUAUGAUUAUAGAGCAUAAAGUUUGAUCCAUUAUUAUGUAGAUACCUAAAAGACUGCGUAAAAAUUAUAUUAAUGUUGACAAACCGUGCGGUUUGAGUGUUAAAUCUCCACCAGAAGAUUUGAUUGUUUUACAUAAACUUCAUCUGUACCACAUGUAAGUUUUUCAUCAAUGACAAGUUGAAUACAUUUUACAUAGGAUGUAUUGUGACAUCAUUCUUAUCAAUAUAUGUACUAUUAUGUAGCAAAAAAUUCUUCCACAUGUAAAAUAUUUCAACGACAGUGAUUUAUAUUUAUUAUAAUUUAUAGUAUAUUGUAUACAUGUAAUAAGGAGAAAUUUUUUAUUUUUACAAAUUCUUAUAAUAAAUUGGUAAAAUAUAAUCGUAUUUUUA